AUGGACGAGGAUGAAAAGAGAGCUUUCCACUGCACAGUACCCAUCCUGCAUAAUCCACCUCCUAUUCCUUCUAACAAGAGGAUUAAAAAGAGAGUUACCUCCCUUGAUGACUUUAGCAGAAUAUGUGACAGGGGCAUUGACUGGUCAGAAUCUUUUGCCAGUAUCAAACGCAUAAGGAGUCAAGGACUUACUUUUGGUUCUUGUUGGGCAUUUGCAACCAUUGCAGCCGUGGAAGCUCUUCAUGCUUUAACUUUUCAAUUACAAAAUCCUCCAAUAUUGCUAUCCGUGCAACAGCUCAUCGACUACAAUGUUGCCAACCACGGGUGUGGAGGUGGAAAUGUAUUGGAUGCAUUCACUUACAUAAUCUUAAAUGAAGGUCUAAACACCGAACAAAAUUACCUAUACCAUGGUAUCCAAAGAACCUGUGACACUGUCAAGGAAAAAGGAGAUGGUCUAGAGAUCGAUGCCUAUACAAUCGUGAACCCAAGGAAUAAGGACCAGCUUGCCUAUGCUCUCUGCGAACAGCCAGUAGUGGUCGGGAUCAAUGCCCACGGCUCCAACUUUUCACAGUACAGAGGCGGGAUAUAUCGCUCGGAAUGUGGCACAGACAUUAGCCAUUCGGUUUCACUUGUUGGGAUGCGGAUUGACAAAGCUACCAAUGACCAGUACUGGAUACUCAAGAACUCGUGGGGUGAAAAGUGGGGUGAAGGAGGGUUCAUGAAAUUGUUGAAAAAUGACGGCACUCCCGGUGGUCACUGUGGCACUCCACGGACAUCUAUAUAA
Messenger RNA from Prunus avium (sweet cherry), 783 nucleotides. Lineage: Eukaryota; Viridiplantae; Streptophyta; Magnoliopsida; Rosales; Rosaceae. The record is from RefSeq and is a predicted model, not a curated record.